GGAGACAGAGGAAAUCUGAACUUUCUUCCUUCCUAGCUGCCCUCCACCCACUCCCACCAUGAAGAAGGAAAUAUUAACCCUGGCCUUCGCUCGAUCCGUCUUUGUCGAGUUUAUCUCCACGCUCAUCUUUGUCUUCAUCGGCCUUGGCUCAGCCCUGAAGUGGCCGUCUGCCCUCCCCAGCAUCCUCCAGAUCGCGCUGGCGUUCGGCCUGGCCAUCGGCACGUUGGUGCAGGCGUUUGGGCACAUCAGCGGCGCCCACAUCAACCCGGCGGUGACCAUCGCCUUCUUUGUCGGGAACCAGAUCUCCUUCCUCCGGACGACCCGCGGCAACCUGGCCAUCAACGCGCUCAACAACAACACGACCGCAGGCCAGGCGCUCGUGGUGGAGAUCAUCCUCACCUUCCAGCUGGCCGCGUGCAUCUUUGCGUCCACGGACAACCGGAGGAACGGCAAUGUGGGCUCCCCAGCACUCUCCAUCGGCCUCUCUGUCGCUGUUGGCCACUUGGUGGGGAUCUACUUCACUGGCUGCUCCAUGAAUCCAGCCCGGUCCUUCGGGCCUGCGGUCAUCGUGAGGAGGUUCAGCCCCGCGCACUGGGUGUUCUGGGUUGGACCCAUCCUCGGCGCUUGCCUGGCGGCUCUGCUCUACUUCUACGUCCUCGUCCCUUACUGCAUGAACAUGUCAGACAGGGUUGCCAUCAUUAAGGGCACCUACGAGUCAGAAGAAGAGUGGGAAGAGCAGAGAGAGGAGAGGAAGAAGUCCAUGGAGUUGACCCCACCCUAG
Apaloderma vittatum (bar-tailed trogon) is the source of this 781-nucleotide messenger RNA. It is a transcript of the gene AQP5, whose product is annotated as aquaporin 5. The transcript is spliced from 5 exons. The record is from RefSeq and is a predicted model, not a curated record. Gene Ontology annotation, biological process: transmembrane transport. The coding region runs from base 59 to 781 and encodes 240 amino acids. Gene Ontology annotation, molecular function: water channel activity. Gene Ontology annotation, cellular component: apical plasma membrane; plasma membrane. Lineage: Eukaryota; Metazoa; Chordata; Aves; Trogoniformes; Trogonidae.